GCUGAUGCUGAUGGCUUCAUGAAGCCUGUACAGGAGUGGCUGACGUGCAUGGUGAGUGCGCUGCUGCGGAUAGCUACCUAUGAGGACCAUCUCUUCAUUCUCAACCACCUGCUUCGCUGUCCGCCCGGCCUCGCUGACUGGACGGCCGCCUUCAUACAAGUGCUGCCAUCUACCGGAGCCGGCAGUCAAGGUCAGGUGGCGGUCGACCACGCGCUGACCGUGCUGGCGACGAUGACGUCACCGAUACGGGGGAGAGAGGAGUUCCUUCAACACAUGAACUCACAGAACGACAACAGAACUAACGCCUCCAAGCCGUGGGUCGUGCUGAACAGUGAGGGAGAGGAGGAGAACGAGGAUGCGAGCAGGCCGUGGCUUCUCCUCGCCGAGAGCGACCUGAUCCUGCUGCUCAGCCAGCUGCAGCUGAACGACGUGUUCCGCUUCGCGCUGCGCGUCACGCCAGGGGGCGCCGGCGGCGGCGGCGACGACGCGUACGACCCGGCAGAGAUGUCGGAGGCGGCGAUGCUGGGAUUGUUCGCUCUCGGCACGUGCGUCGUCGCGAUCCUCAGCCGCGGACUGGAGAGCUUCCAGCAGACGCGCUACAGGCAGCUGAACAAGAGGAUUGGCUGGAUGCUGUGCGAGACGGUGCAGUACAUCUGUGACCACUGGUCGAACUACAGGCGCGCGCGUCCAGCGGAUACGAUGACCAUGCUGCCGCGGCUGUGCACGGAGUUUGACAGCUUCUUCUGCAAGGCCACCAGCAGCCUGUUCUCUGCGAAAAGGUUCGGUGCGUGGCAGUUUAUAGCGGAGAUGUCGUUCGUCUGCGUGUCCGCCGACACCAUGUGGCGUCUGCUGCUCAUGCUUCACACGUGCAGCGGCGCCCACCACCAGGUGGAGCUACCGGCCGGCAACCCGCAAGAGAUCAUGUGGAAACUACAAGACGGGGACACGGUUCAGCAGCUGAUAGACAAUCUGCAGGCGAUGCCGCAGCAGGAGGCCAUCUUUCUGCUGACGGCGCUCUCCAACAUGGCCGCCUCGCGUGACGACGGCGAGCGACAACUCAUAGAGGUCAUCGUCGCGCUCAUAUACGAGGCUUCCUUCAUCGACCAGGUGACGCGCGAUUUCUGCUCCAAGUCCGGCCGCGACCUUCUCUCUAGCAUAGCGGAGAGGCAUCCGUUCACGAUCAGCUUCCUGCUGGGGAGAGUCAACACCUCGAUGCUCCGCGUCGGAAUGAUGUCCCUCUACCUGUUCCACGAGAUACCGCUGUCGCUAUGGCAACCGACGGUCGACGACGUGCAGCUGGUACGUGAUUGGCUGCUGAAGGGGGAGCUGGCGUCUGCGGAGAGCCAGCUGGCGCGUCUGCUACUCACGGGCAUGAACUGGGGCGUGACGGACACCGGAGAGGAGCUGUUCUUGCCGCUCGACCUUCACAGAGAGGUCGCCGUCAUGGUAACGGAGGCGUACAUCAAGGUGAUACCGGAGAGCAAGGGUGGUCUUCUCUACUACAGCAUCCAGCAGCUCUACAACGUGUCAGCACUCGUGCGACAGACGCCGCCGCAGGAGCAGCAGUUCUACUCGUGGGCGACCGACCUCGUGCACCGCCUGCGCCUGCACGCCGCCGCGCAACCCCCGCCGCCAGGGGGCGCCGCCACGAGGCUCGGCGACGCCGCCUUCCUCGCCGAGGUCCCGGACCUUCACAAGACGCCGCGGCUGCGGGCGGUGGCGGCGUCGGCGCGGGACGGCGGCGCGAUGGCGGCGUACGUCGCGCUCGCGGCGACCGCGCACGGACACAACAUGGCCGACUUCCUGAGCGACGGGCUGGGGAUGCUCGCGCGGUUGGCGGCGUGCCAGCAGCACGUUAGCGCCGUGCACGCGCUGCGGGUCGUCACGCCGCUGUUCCUCGACAACCCCAGCUACCUGUCCACGGCCGAGAGGUUCGUCAGCGUGGUGAGGUCGAUCAGUGCCGCGGACCAGACGUACGUGAAGAUGGCGAGAGAUCUGUUCGCACCGGAGUUUCCCGGCAAGGUGCUGCAGCUGUUCUCAUCCAUGAUGCUGGUAGGUGAUAGAUAG
Priapulus caudatus is the source of this 2067-nucleotide messenger RNA. Its product is annotated as ectopic P granules protein 5 homolog. The transcript is spliced from 12 exons. Gene Ontology annotation, cellular component: cytoplasm. The coding region runs from base 19 to 2067 and encodes 682 amino acids. The record is from RefSeq and is a predicted model, not a curated record. Lineage: Eukaryota; Metazoa; Priapulida; Priapulimorpha; Priapulimorphida; Priapulidae. Gene Ontology annotation, biological process: autophagosome maturation.